This is a messenger RNA of Photinus pyralis (common eastern firefly), 1098 nucleotides long. Its product is annotated as sulfotransferase 1E1-like. Gene Ontology annotation, biological process: sulfation. Gene Ontology annotation, molecular function: sulfotransferase activity. Gene Ontology annotation, cellular component: cytoplasm. The transcript has 5 exons. Lineage: Eukaryota; Metazoa; Arthropoda; Insecta; Coleoptera; Lampyridae. Bases 92 to 1003 code for a protein of 303 amino acids. The record is from RefSeq and is a predicted model, not a curated record.
AUUAAACCAUUUCGCAGUAAUCCAACUUUAGUAUAAAUAACACAAUAGUAUCUACAUUGUCUAUCGAGAGAACUUGCACUUAAUACGCAACAUGAACCCGUUAUUUCCUCAGCAAGAAAUAGAAGAUAUACUAAAGGAACAUUCCACCGAAGUCAGUCGUGAUCCUUCUUUUGAAACAUCACUAGCCUUUGUAAGAGAUGUUGAAGUUCGAGACGAUGACGUAUUCUUAAUUGGGAAUGCAAAAUCUGGUACUACGUGGUUGCAGGAAUUGGUGUGGUUGGUUGGUAAUGACUUGGACUAUGAGGGUGCUAAGACAUUUAUUGGCGAACGUUUCCCAUUCUUAGAAACGCAAGCAUAUGUAACCGAGAAAUCUCUUGAGAAGAUGGCUCAUAUCAAAAUUGUAAAUCGUCUUAUAGAUUCUUUAAAUUAUGUUAAAAAUUUAAAGAGUCCUCGUUUCAUAAAGACGCAUGCAAUGCCAAGACUUUUACCAACUCAACUUCUUUCUGGUACCAAAAAGGCGAAGAUCAUAUACGUAUCCAGAAAUGCAAGAGAUGUUUGUUUGUCUGGCUACCAUUACACAAAAAACGUACUGAAGCAACAGGAUGGCUCCCUUGAUGACUAUUGCAAGGUGUUUAUGUCUUACGGUUAUAACCACUUUGAAUCCGUUUUGUACUUUUGGAAUUUGAGGCACCAGGAAAACAUUUUGUUUGUAAGAUACGAAGAGAUGAAAAAUGAUUUAGGGGAGGUAAUACAAAGGGUGGCCAAGUUUCUCAAUAAAACCGUGACCGAUGAAGAACAGUCGAAAUUGCUGAAGUGGUUGGAUAUUGAUCAAAUGAAACUAAACAAAGCCGUCAACCAUGAAACUGUGUAUCAGGCGACGGGAUUUAUUAGACAGGGGAUAGUUGGCGGUUAUAAACAGGAAAUGUCUCCAGAAAUACUUGAAAAGUUUAAGAUUUGGAUUCGCGAGUCGCUCAAGGAUUCCGAUUAUUUUGAGUAUGAAUAGUUUAUUCUUUAAUUUAUAUAUGUCUAUAUUUAUGUUGUGAUUUAUAUAUUAUGUCGUAGACAUUUUUUUUUCAAUUACAUUAUGUAUCUCUGUAU